Molecule: messenger RNA, 3340 nt
Organism: Podarcis lilfordi (Lilford's wall lizard)
Lineage: Eukaryota; Metazoa; Chordata; Lepidosauria; Squamata; Lacertidae
Source: the annotation of a GenBank genome assembly
GGAGAUAGAGGCUAUCAAAGAAGUGAGGUGUGUCAAGGAACAACAAGGCAAGGAACAACCCACAGGAGUGGAAUGUUCCUGAAAUUAUUAAAGUUGGAUUCAGUUAAAAGAAAAAUGGAGGGGUGUGUGUAGGACGAAAUAGUACAAUUAAAUGCACGUAGCAUAUAAAAAGGAAACCCAGGAGAAGCUUCCAGAAUCUUAUUUGAUAAAGCUGAAAACACCUGUUGUGACCAUCAGAGACAUCUUUUCCUUUCUUUUUGGGAUUGUGAGUAUGCUAUCUCAGGUUGGAAGCGAAUAUCCUUUCCCUUGAAGCGGAAAUAGAAUCAGCAGAAUGCUCCUUUCAGAAGUGCUUUUGUUCAGUUAGAACACAGAACAGGGAAAAGGGAUUCAGCGUAUGCUGGAGGGAAUAAUACUUCUCCUGAAGACACAGGUUCACGGUCUGGGCACGCUCCUGGCUGCAGCCCUGAACAUGGCUGUCUAGGUUUCUGCAGUGGAUAGGAGUGGAUUUGCAGUUAAGGCUAGUGCACCAAUUCCGCCUGUUCCUUGAGGUGAAUGAGUUGCCCAAAGUGACACAUGCCUUCGCUACAUCCUGUUUGAAUUAUUGUAAUGUGCUGUAUGUGGUAAUGCCUUAGGAAGGUGCUCAGAAACUUCAACUGGUUCAAAGACCUGCAGCCAGACCGUUGACAGGGGCUGGUUAUGGGGAGCACGGCACUUCAUUACUAGAACAGCUUCACCGGCUAGCAAUCUGUUUCCAGGCAAAAGGAGACUUGCUGUUUCAAACGUUAUGGCUUAGCACCUUGUAUAAGUUCGUGGAGGGUAAUAUCUGUGUAACAAUGUGAGUUCGAUUUCACUAGGCUCGGUAGAUUCUUUUGAUGUAACUUUGGCUUUGAGGCAACUACGAGUCCCAAGUCCCAGGUGCAGAGGAGAAUUUGUCAUAAAAGAUUUAGUGAUAGCAAUGGUCAGGGAUGGAUUUAGAAAAAGAUUAGACUUAUUCAUGGUGAAUAAGUCAAUAAAUGAUUAGAGGUGGCCCAAGGCAUCGUACUGCCUGAGACAAGCUAAACAGUGCCCCUCUCAAAUAUGUUACCUGAGGCAGUUGCUUUAUUUUAUCUAAUACAGUGGUACCUCGGGUUACAGAUGCUUCAGGUUACAGACGCUUCAGGUUACAGACUCCGCUAACCCAGAAAUAGGACCUCGGGUUAAGAACUUUGUUUCAGGAUGAGAACAGAAAUCGUGUGGUGGUAGAGGAGGCCCCAUUAGCUGGAGUGGUACCUCAGGUUAAGAACAGUUUCAGGUUAAGAAUGGACCUCCAGAACGAAUUAAGUUCUUAACCCGAGGUACCACUGUAGUAGCUCCAACAAUGGCCAUGAUGGCUGCAUAUGCCCUCCAGUGACAGAAAAACACCUUAUUUAUUCUGCUGCUUUUAGUUGUCAUUUCUGUUCUGCUCUACAUUCACUGUUGUAUUUUUAUCCAUGCUAUUUUUGUCAGGUGCCCUCGUAGGGUGAAAUCCUUGCCUCAUAAGGAAUUGCUACAUCCAUCCAGCCAGCACCCUUAGACACAAGCGAGAGAUAAAGGGAAGAGUAAAGCCAGAAGACAAGACGAUGAAUGUUCUUCUUUGCACUGCCACUGCUGCCAUCCUUUUCAUCAUGGCUGAGGCUCAGACUGCUAGCAUGCCUUUUGAGAAAGAGUUAGGUGCCACUCCUGAAGCCUUGCCUUUGGCUACCUGGCUAAUAAAAAGACUACCAAGUUGUAUAAAACGCUGUGUAAUCUGCGAGGCACAUGUGAUACCGAUUGGAGUCAUCUGCCUCAGGAACAUUUGCUUAUCCCAGAGAUCCAUAACGACAGUAAAUGCUACCCUCUACAUUUGAAAAGGAAGGAUGCCUGGAAUUCCUUGCAGAGGGACUUUUUUCAUUUAGGAUAUUUUUGGAAUACCUGCAGGAAACUUUAUUUCCCAAGAAACCAGAGCUAACUCAGUACUUGUGGCCAGCAACAGAGUUUCUGGCCAAUAACUUGAAGUCACAGCUGAAGAAUCCUGAGUCCAUGCAACCUAUACCUGACGCCAUUGAUGAUGAUCUUGUUCAUAAGAUAGCAAUGUAUACUGGCUGGACACCUGCAAUUCUCAGGCACACCAUACUUAGAAGGUACCUGAAGUUUAUGGAUACAGCUGCAAGUGCAAUUCGGUCCAUAAACACAUCAUAGAUAACAGUUAAUGAUGUGCAUCAACUGGCAUUUAGAAGAGGACAACCAUUUGGACAAAAAAAAUGACCCCGAGUUUACCAGGAAAAAAAUGUUUGAGAAGCCGCACUGCAGCCCACAGCUGACCACAUCCUAAUCUCCCCAGUGGGCCAAGAUUGAGAGGUGGAAAGGAGUACAGGUCAUCAGUUAGAACCCAUUUAAAGUCUCUGCAGCCAUAAAACACACCUAAAAGUGGAUAAUUUGUGGAGAAAACCUUGAAGAUGCCUAGAAUACUUGCUCAACUGAAGAGAAAGCAGCAGGUGUUUAAAGUGCUUUGAAUGCAAACUUCAGUCAUUGGAAAGAAAGAAAAAUAGAGGCUCGCAGAGAAAACUGGCAAAACCACUUUUCCAGUGCUUCCUAAUGGAAGCACUUGACUAACUUUAAGUUAGCUUCAGAACCAAACAAAAUAUAGAAAUAUUGUUAUACUUGAGCUACAAAUGGCAACUGCAUGUUUAUUUAUUCUAUGUCCCAUUAAGUCAUCAGAACCCCAAGCAGGUUACAGAAAACAUCCAUUGUGUACCAAUAAAAGAGAAAUUAAAAGAAGUUUUCAAAAUGUUAAAACCAGCAGUUUCGAAAACAAGAAAGCACAGCAUAUUGUUCUACCUGGAACAGGUGAUAUUUAGCUAAGAGACGAAACAGCAGUCAUUCAUUUAUUAUGGUAGGUCCUAUGGCCUGCCCAUGCUGAUUUCUAAAUUCAGAGAAACAACCAACAAAUAACUAUUUCCCUCCUUUACAGUCUCAAGAGACAGGACUGAUCCAUUUUGUGAUUGAAAUCACUCUUGAAAAACUGGUACAUAUACUGCCUAGUUUCAAGAAUCAGAGAAAACUUAUAAAAAUAGGAAAUUAUCAAUGCACAACAUGAAGAUUAUAAACAAUUGCUUCUCCACAGAACCAUGUCUCAAGAUUUAUGAUGAUUAUGAAUAACUUUUGCAGGUAAAAGAAUAAGAGGGAGAGAAAAAUAAGGUUAACUUGCAUGAAGAGUGUCACAGGUAUAGGCUUAUAUAUGAUAAGAUUGUUAUAAUGUCUCCUAGGAUAUUAUUGCGAAGGGCAGGAAUGGAAUGUUAUUGAUAAUAAAAACAAACAUUCAAAUAAAUUUCUUUAAAAUCAA